AGCAGACAGGUCAUGAAACCGCUCCCUUUUAUUUGACACAUACUCUUAGGCCAGUCCUCUUUAUUAUCUAUACGCACACAUUCUCGAUUCUACUUUUUUCAUUUCAAUUCAAGCAUCCUAUUCUUUUUAAUGACUUUUUGGAAAACCGGGAUGUAAGCAGACAGGUCGUUCCGUUCCACCGCCGCUAUGCAGAGCCCCAGGAAGGAACACCUGUAUAAGGUUCUGGUUAUUGGAGACCUCGGGGUCGGUAAGACUUCCAUCAUAAAGCGUUAUGUCCACCAAACUUACUCAACCAACUACCGCGCUACCAUCGGGGUGGACUUUGCUCUAAAGGUGCUCAACUGGGAUUCUGAGACCGUCCGUCUUCAGCUAUGGGACAUUGCAGGCCAGGAGCGGUUUGGCAACAUGACGCGCGUGUACUACCGCGAGGCCAUGGGUGCAUUCAUUGUGUUCGACGUGACGCGGCCCACCACGUUCGAGGCAGUUGCCAAGUGGAAAGAGGACCUGGAUUCCAAGCUGAUGCUAGCCAAUGGACAGAGCAUCGCAACGGUGCUGCUGGCCAACAAGUGUGACCAGGGCAGGGAUGUGCUCACCAACAACGCCAUCAAGAUGGACCAGUUCUGCAAGGACCAUGGUUUUGUGGGCUGGUUCGAGACCUCUGCCAAGGAGAACGUCAAUAUCAACGAAGCAGCCAACUUCUUGGUGAAGCACAUCAUGUCCACAGAAAAUGACAUCCUGAAGUCAGUGGUCCCAGACACCAUCUCCCCACAGCUCAACUCCACCAAGCAAGUCAAUUGCUCUGCCUGCUUCAAACCCUAGAGGGUGCUACUGACAGCUGGGGUUGGCGAGAUGGGGUCAGGGGUAAGAAAGAAAACCCAGAAACACUUUGACAAGGGUAGGUUUCGGUGGAGUGGAGGGCAGGGCAGGGUUGGAUGGCAGAAGGCCCAGGUGAGCAGAGUGGUCAUACAGAUCCCCUCCAUGAUCAUGUAUGUAAAGUGGCCGACUCACCUGGCCUCUCUGUAGGCUGAGGCCAGAACAAUCAGGCGGCCAAAACAUCCAUCAUCCAAGCCUCACUCCAUCUUCUCCCCGACAUCAGACAUUUACCCCUCCUUCAUCUCCUGUCAUCAUGCUCCUUUCCUCCACUACACCUCUCUCCUCUUCACCCCUCCUGUUCAUUGAUAACGGGACCCUGGACUGCUCAGAACAUUUCCUUUCUGAGGAGACAAAUGGACUGGUCUUUUACAAAACUUUAAAUUAAUUCAUAAUUCUUGUUACUAUUGUCAUGUGAGAAUGUUGCACAAAGGUGUUUUUUUAUGUUUAGAAAAUAUACUUGUCUAGCAGUAUUAGGAUCUGUGGUUGUGGUCAACACUGUGGUUGGAGGAUAUGGGAUUAUCUGUAUGGUCCAUGCUAUGAAGCAUAGAGGCUGAAGUUCUAAAUUAAUUAAAUAAUUAUUCAAGUUCCCGGAAUCAAUUCAUAUUAAAUCAUCCCCAAUAACAAUACAUUCCAUUCUACCAAAACAAAGAAAAUGCUUUUUGGCAAUUUCCUUAAGAGGUCAUUUAGUGAGUCAAGCCCUUUCUGUAGUAAGUCCUUUGGUAUCCAUGGUGACAGAUUUAAAUCUUGUGAUGGCUUUUUUUCCUGUCUGCUGAGGUAGAACAGGGCGUUCAAUGUGCAGUACAUUUUCUGAAAUGUUUGCACAGGCUGUACACACACACACAUUCCCGCACACCUUCACACACACACAGAUACACACACUUUCAUGACAUUGAGGGGGUGUGAGCCUGUGGAUAGCGAAAGCUAACAGGAGACGAAACGCCGCUUCUUACAUGGAACCGUCGUCUCUUCCUCCUCUCAGUUCUUUCCAUCUCUCAUCCUCUUUCACCUUACCCCCCCCCCCUUCCCUGUCUUCAUUUUGUUCGACCCAAGCUAGACUCUGUUACUCCUUUCCACCGUCUUUUUGCUAAUAGUUUCUCUCCUCCUCUUUUUGUGACAUCUCUCCAGCUCCAAUCUCUUUCCCCCUUCUCUCUCCUCGGACCCUCUCUGCCCUCGGAUUGUCUAAUAAACACACCCUUUUCCCUCCUCUGACCAAUCUCUCUCCUUAUGAACAUACAUAUAUAUAUACAUAUAUAUACAUAUACACACACAUGUAGAUAUACCUAUAUAUGUAUACAUAUACAC
This is a messenger RNA of Hypomesus transpacificus, 2175 nucleotides long. RefSeq names its product ras-related protein Rab-38-like. The record is from RefSeq and is a predicted model, not a curated record. NCBI's taxonomy places the organism in Eukaryota, Metazoa, Chordata, Actinopteri, Osmeriformes, Osmeridae. The transcript is spliced from 3 exons. Gene Ontology annotation, biological process: vesicle-mediated transport. Bases 187 to 819 code for a protein of 210 amino acids. Gene Ontology annotation, molecular function: GTPase activity; GTP binding. Gene Ontology annotation, cellular component: vesicle; trans-Golgi network; Golgi apparatus.